CCCCUCUCCUCGUCGUGGGGUUUUGUUUGUUCACACGAAGGUUUCCUGUUCCUUCCCCUCCCCGGCAUCCCACAUCCCCCUUCCGUCCGCGCGCGUCCGACGCGGGGCACUCGCCUACCUACCCACCCCGCUCCACCCCUACGCCUCCAGAAACCCGAGCGGCACCGCCCUCGCACUCGCCACUCGUAACGGCUCGGCGAAAACCCCAGGGACACGGUAGUAGGGAGAAGAAAAUUCCCCCCCAAGCCCGAGCAGGCCAGCACUCCAUCGCCCACUUCCGUUUCGUUUCCCCAAUUCAGCAUGGCGGCCGCGUGGUAGCAGGCGGCGGCGCUCCACCGGAUGGCGGCGGGAGGGAGGGGAGCUCCGGCACCGGCGCCGGCGCCGGAGGCGGUGCCCGCGGGCGGUGUGGCGGCGGCGGGGGCCGCGGCGGACGAGGUGGUGCGACGCGUGCGGCCCACGGAGGCCUCCGAGCGCCGCCGAGCGGAGGUCGUCGACUACGCGCGGAGGCUCGUCGGCUCCGCGCUCGGCUGCGAGGUUCUUGCAUUUGGAUCGGUUCCACUGAAGACUUAUCUUCCUGAUGGGGAUAUUGAUCUAACUGUCCUUGGAAAUACAUCUUAUGAUAGUACUUUGGUUAAUGAUGUUUCUUGCAUCCUUGAGUCAGAGGAACAGAACAGUGAUGCUGAAUUUGUAGUGAAGGACCUGGAACGAAUCAAUGCUGAGGUCAGGCUCAUUAAAUGCACUAUUGAAAAUAUUAUAGUUGAUAUCUCAUUCAACCAAACUGGCGGGAUCUGCGCACUCUGCUUCCUUGAGCUGGUCGAUCGUAAAGUUGGAAAAAACCAUCUAUUUAAAAGGAGCAUCAUAUUGAUCAAGGCAUGGUGCUAUUAUGAAAGUCGCCUACUAGGAGCACAUCAUGGACUAAUAUCUACAUAUGCACUGGAAGUGCUUAUCCUUUACAUAUUCAAUCUAUUCCACAAAUCUCUCAACAGCCCUCUGGAGGUUCUUUAUAGGUUUCUGGAAUAUUUUAGCAAAUUUGAUUGGGACAACUAUUGCAUAAGUUUAAAUGGGCCUGUUGCUUUGUCAUCUUUGCCAAACUUAAUUGUUGAAGCUACAUUUGCACAUACCGAUGACUUAUUGUUUGAUAAAGAGUUCAUCAAGAGCUCGGUGGAUAAAGCAAUUGUACCUCCAAGAAAUUCUGAUGCUUGCUAUACGAGAUUUCGUUCAAAACAUCUAAACAUAAUCGAUCCACUGAAGGAGUACAACAAUCUUGGCAGAAGUGUUAACAGAGGUCUGAACUGGCCAAGAUAUGUCUAUCUCGAAAAGUUAUCCUUUACAACUGGAGAUGCAGCUAGCUUUAAUCGUAUUCGAACAGCUUUCUUAUAUGGUGCUCGAAAGCUUGGUCAUAUCCUCAUGUUACCACCAGAAGUUAUUCCUGAUGAAAUUUACGUUUUUUUCAAAAACACGUUGGGAAGGAAUGGGAGAGGAGUAAGACCAGAUACUGACAGCAAUGGUGCAUUACGUGCUUCCUUUGGUACUGGUGAGGCUCUUUUGGAAGAUAUAUCAAGUAUGAAGAUCUCUUGCAAUGAGGAACAUGAGAACAUAACUUCUUAUCAUCUUUCAAAGAGCUUGUGUGAUGAGAACUUAUAUGUUGGAAUGAAUGGACCUACGCAUUUGAGUAGUUCUUUUCCAAGGGUCCACAACACUGCAUUAAGUACUGAUUUAAGUACAAGGUCAUCCAAUUUUGUCCAUCAUGCACCUAAACAAUAUUCAUCGUUUUACCAAGGCAAUGGUCGUGCUGGCAGUGGAAAGUGUUACUUGAACCAAGAAGUGGAGCAGGAAUGUAUACAGUCACAAGUUCCUUUGAAUAACCCAUCACCAUUGAACUCCUUUGCUGGUGUCAAUGCUUCGGAACUUGUGACUGAACAGAAAAUUAUUGAUGUCCCUGUGGAAAAACAACAUCUUCCUCCCUCACCGUUGAGCUUGCCAGAUCUGUCAGGGGAUUUGGAUUCUCAAUUUAGAUGCCUGCGUCAAGUUCAGUACCACCUCGAAUACUUGUUUGAUGGGUUUUUGCAGUCUGUUCAAGAUGCAUCUUCUGCUGAUACGUUUGAGAAGGACCCCUUUCACAUUCCUGCCUGUAGUAUCUUGUUAAACAGGGAUUCAGGAACGCCAAGGCUACUAUUGCCUUCAUCUUCUAAAAGCAAUGGAAGGAAUGUGUCUCCUGUUUCUUUUUCUCAGAGCACAGAAUAUGCUUUGCAGCAUUCACAAAAUCAGAACCCAUUGGAUAGGAUUUGCCAGGAGAAUGUCUCAUUGCCCUCCCAAACAAAUGUUCCAUCCAACGGACUCUCACCAUCUUCUUCUUAUGCCGCUUCAGAGGUUUCUUCUGUUUCGAGGUGUUAUAGCUUUGAGGAUAGCGCUGAGAUGCAUGGAAGUGGAACAGACAUGCACUUUCCAAGGAAGAGUUGUGAUACUCACAAGGAGCAAUUGGCAUCUUCAAGAGAGAAUGGGAAAAUACUGUCAAAUCAAACAGUAAGCUUUGAAAGCAACCAGAGCCCAGCUCCAGGAGCAAAAUUUGUGUCUCACAAGGAGCAAGUUGCACUAGACAGUAGAACCAAUGAAAUAGCAGUAGAUCAAGCAUUGAAGAUACAAGGAUACCUUCAGUCAGAUAGGGAAAUUGUUGAAAAGCUCAAUUGUCAUACUCAAAAGAAAAUUUUCAGUCACGACAAUGAAGCAAGACAAGUGCCAAAGUACCGCCAGGAUGUCUGCUCGAACAAGAACUUUUUGCAAAAGCGAUGUGAUACUGGCAUGGAGUGUACCCGAGCUCCUGGCACAAUGAAUCAGAUGCCGAAACAUCAAUCAUUUAACAAUCGAAAUACUACAGAGUGUGCUAGAUCUAGCCUAAGCAAGAACUUGCCCAUAAAGCAGAGCUUUGGCACUAGGAAAGAGCAUGAGAUAUUUGACUUGCCAACAAAGCAAAGACCAAUCUGUCAGCCAUUGAAGCUGGAAAAUAGACGAAGUGGCUGGGAUUGCUCAAAGAAGAUACCAGCUGAAAAACAAAAUUAUAAUAACCACAAGGUGCCCCUGUCUUUUGUAGGAGGCGCAGGGGACAUCAGUAGCCAAGAGAAGCCUCCAGUAUCUAAAACUUUUCAACCAUACUUCCCUGUCGCAAAUGGUCGACCAUUGGAGACUAUUGAGUUUGGAUCCUUGGGACCUUUUGCAUUGAAGUCAAACAGAGCUACUAACACACAAACUGCCAGUAAGGCGUUUACAUUUGCCUCUCCAUUGGUGUUACAGAGGUCUAGGGCUGCCACAACCCAAAACAGGCCACCAGGAUUUUGCAAAGUGGGAGAUGAAGAUGAAUUCCCACCUCUUAGUGCUGGGAUCCGAAUUUUCUUGGGAGCAUUGAUAUGAGGAUUGGAGUGGCAUAGUAUACCAUACCUUGUAAAAUUUCGUUGAUACCUUCUCUCUCCUCACCCCUUUUUCUUAUUUUCCUGUCCAUAGUUUAGUUACACCGAAGGCUUAUACAGUUGCGUUCAGUAUAAUUUAGCAAGGACAAAAAAUCAGGUAAAAAUACUUAGGGUCAGCGUAUGACUUGUCAUGUUGCCUUGUUGCAUUUUGUUUUCCAUGCUUCAGUGUACAUUUCUACAUUCCCCUCUCCAAUGGAUUGUACUUCUUUGUACCUGUCGUAAAGAUGACGAUAAAUUGUAAGAGCACGUCAUCAGCUGUCCCGAAA
Messenger RNA from Setaria italica (foxtail millet), 3727 nucleotides. RefSeq lists its product as uncharacterized. Lineage: Eukaryota; Viridiplantae; Streptophyta; Magnoliopsida; Poales; Poaceae. The record is from RefSeq and is a predicted model, not a curated record. Bases 340 to 3405 code for a protein of 1021 amino acids. The transcript is spliced from 10 exons.